Messenger RNA from Boleophthalmus pectinirostris (great blue-spotted mudskipper), 1204 nucleotides. Its product is annotated as carboxymethylenebutenolidase homolog. NCBI's taxonomy places the organism in Eukaryota, Metazoa, Chordata, Actinopteri, Gobiiformes, Gobiidae. The coding region runs from base 318 to 1055 and encodes 245 amino acids. The record is from RefSeq and is a predicted model, not a curated record. The transcript is spliced from 6 exons. Gene Ontology annotation, molecular function: hydrolase activity.
UCGAAUCCCAGCGGUGCCUUUUGGGGUUUCCGUAAUACUUUCGCUACAUAAAGCAUGUACAUGAAGUAUAUUGGAUAAUGCAUAGGCGUUACUGUUAUUGAAUCAUGCACAUUACCUGAAUUAUUUCCAACAUGAUCACAAAAACUCAAACGUUCUGAUUCGAUUAUGCUUUUAUUUUGAAAUGUCCAAAUAUAUCUAUCGUCACUACCUUAAAAAUAACGAAACUUUGGGUCAAAGUUCUACCGCUGUGUUCUGGAACCCACUUCCAAGUCGAUCGAAUUCACGCUCUGGCACAAGUUACUGGCUUUCUUUAUUAGAUGGCAAACGAAGCCAAUCCGUGUCCGUGUAACAUUGGAGAUCGGAUGGAGUAUGGAGGUCUGGGUCAGGAGGUUCAGAUAAAACAUUUUCAUGGUUACGUAGUAAAACCUACAGCUCCAUCUGAGAAAGCCAUCAUUGUUAUACAAGACAUAUUUGGAUGGAAACUUCCCAACACCAGAUAUAUCGCUGAUAUGAUUGCCUCCAAUGGAUACAUUGCUGUGUGUCCAGACUUUUUUGUUGGAAAAGAGCCAUGGAGUCCAUCACACGAUUGGUCCAAGUUUGAGGAGUGGCUUGAAGACAAAAAAGCUACCAACAUUAAGAGAGAAGUGGAUGCAACUAUCGAGUUUCUGAAAAACAAGUGUGGUGCCAAACAUAUUGGUGUAGUGGGAUUUUGCUGGGGAGGCAUUGCCACUCACUACAUAUCUCUGCAGUAUCCUGAAAUUGAAGCUGCAGUCUCAGUGUAUGGAGUCAUACGCAUGAUGGAUGACAGUUGUGACCUGAAAAGCCCCACUCUUUUUAUAUUUGGAGAGAAAGAUGAUUACAUUCCUCUUGACCAGGUGAAAGUCCUUGAAACCAAACUAAAGGAGGAAUGCAAAGUGGACUAUCACGUUAAAAUAUUUCCUGGACAGACCCACGGCUUUGUUCAUCGUAAGAGGGAGGACGUAAACCCAGAAGAUGCACCCCAGAUCCAGGAGGGCAGGAGAGACAUGCUGAACUGGCUCAAUAAGUACAUGUAGUACACUUAUAUUACUAGAAAGUGUUGAUUUAUUGACAGUGUCAAUUAUUCACAAUAAUACAUAUAAUUAAAUCAUUGUAUCAUCAUGUAUGAUUUGCAGUUUAUAUUAAUAAUAAUAAUAAUAAAACCUUAUCUAUUGUGUGUACAGUA